AUGACGCGCAUACCGACUCGUGAUUUGGCGCGUUACCUCUUCAACGGCCAGCUCUCCCGCCAAGGAUGCCUGGCCCCGACCCGAAGACCGUACACCCGCCUACCGGCCCGUUCCGCACAAGCAUGGCCAUCCGCGCCACGCUCAGCGGCGUCGAAGGCAACAUAUACCACCGCCGCGACAACAGCCGCGCCUUCCCAGACACCGCCCGUCGUCCCGCUGCGCAAGAAACUCAAGGAGGAGAAGAAGCAGCAGAAGAAAGAGUCCAAGGGCCAAAGACCAAAAGGGAGCAACCAGACGGUCGAGGGCUGGGAGCUCACCGUCGGCAUCGAGAUCCACGCGCAGCUCAACACGGCGCGCAAGCUCUUCUCCCCCGCCGCCACCUCCUUCAACGACGACCCCAACUCCCACGUCGCCCUCUUCGACGUCGCCGCGCCCGGCAGCCAGCCCGCGUUCCAGAAGGAGACCCUGAUCCCCGCCCUGCGCGCGGCGCUCGCGCUCGGCUGCGACGUCCAGCCCGUCAGCCGCUUCGACAGGAAGCACUACUUCUGGUGGGACCAGCCCGCGGGGUACCAGAUCACGCAGUACUACGAGCCGUUCGCGAGGAACGGGCGGAUCGCGCUCACGGCGCGCGACGGCAUCGCCGCGGAGGACGGGGAGGGCGUCACCGUCGGCAUCCAGCAGAUCCAGAUGGAGCAGGACACCGCCAAGACGCUGGCGCAGCCCAACGACGUCGCCUGGCUCGACUUCAACCGCGUCGGCGUGCCCCUGAUCGAGAUCAUCACCAGGCCCGAGCUGCACCACCCGCGCACGGCGGCCGCCUUCGUGCGCAAGAUCCAGGUGCUGCUGAACGCCGUGGACGCGUGCGUUUCGGGCAUGGAGACGGGCGGUCUGCGUGCGGACGUCAACGUCUCGGUGCGGAGGACCGGGGACCCGGGGAUUCCCCUGGGCACGCGGACUGAGAUCAAGAACUUGAGCACCAUCAAGGCCGUGGAGGACGCCAUCAUCGCGGAGCGGGACAGGCAGAUCGAGGCGCUCGAGGCUGGGGAGACGAUCGCGAGCGAGACCCGCGGUUGGACGCUGGGUUCGAAGCACACGCGCCGCUUGAGAGGGAAAGAGGGCGAGGUGGAUUACCGGUACAUGCCGGACCCCGAUCUCGGGCCGUUGGUGAUUGGGGAGGAUCUUGUCAAUCAUGUUCGGGAUUCUGUCAAGGAGCUGCCCGAUGCCGAGCUGGAUGAGUUGAUCCACGAGUACGGGCUUACGGCCAAGGAUGCGGUCUCACUCAUGUCACUUGAUGACGGCGGCCGGCUUGAAUAUUUCUACCGCAUCGUGGAUGAUCUUGGAGCUCAGCUGGCCGAAACUGACGGAUCUACUCCGGAGCUUCAGACCUACGCGCCCCUUGUCGGCAACUGGGUUCUUCACGAGCUCGGUCGUUUGACAGCGGACAAAGCGGACCCCGCGGCCGGCGACCGAACCUUGGAGAUCACCGCCGAUGGCCAAUGUGACGCCGUCCCGGUCACGGCCAUCUCCGAGAUCUUGUUCCACCUCAAGAACCGACGCAUCACGGGCAAGGUUGCCAAGGAACUCUUGGUCGCACUCUACCUGGGCAGCCUCGAAGGCGUAGGAACUGUCACGGAGGCCAUCGAAGCCCAUGACCUCUGGUUCCACGAGCUAUCGACCGCUGAGUACCGCGAGCUGGCCGAGUCCGCCGUGGAGGGCGAGGACAAGGUGCUGAAGGAGUUUGCGACCAAGAAGGUCUACCCCCAGGGCAAGCUGAUGUACCUCGUCGGCAAGAUGAUGCGCCUCGGCCAGACGGAGCGGAUCGACCCCGCCAACGCCGAGAAGGUGAUGCGGGACGUCAUCGCUCAGCGGAGUAGUUCCUCCUGA
Messenger RNA from Colletotrichum karsti, 1884 nucleotides. RefSeq names its product PET112 family protein. Gene Ontology annotation, molecular function: glutaminyl-tRNA synthase (glutamine-hydrolyzing) activity. Bases 1 to 1884 code for a protein of 627 amino acids. Gene Ontology annotation, biological process: glutaminyl-tRNAGln biosynthesis via transamidation; mitochondrial translation. The transcript has a single exon. The record is from RefSeq and is a predicted model, not a curated record. NCBI's taxonomy places the organism in Eukaryota, Fungi, Ascomycota, Sordariomycetes, Glomerellales, Glomerellaceae.